Molecule: messenger RNA, 282 nt
Organism: Colletotrichum orchidophilum
Lineage: Eukaryota; Fungi; Ascomycota; Sordariomycetes; Glomerellales; Glomerellaceae
Exons: 2
Coding region: 1-282 (93 amino acids)
Source: RefSeq, a predicted model, not a curated record
AUGAUUCAAUCCCCAGCCACGAAAGCGCCAGCCAGGAUCAUUUUCGAUGUCGUGGCAUUCGCAUUCGUCCAUGUCGUUCACCCAACCGAAAAGGCAAGGCUGUCGUCGCGCAUCGUCGCGCGCCGUCUCCUCUUCCGAUUUCGCUCGAGUUUGUCUCAACUCGUGCACUCUUCGUACAUGAUGUUCCUCGAUGCCUCCCGUGACUUCGCAACCGCCAUCUCGCUCGUGGUCGCGCGACACACCCACCCACCAUACGCCCCUUUCAACGGCGUCGCGCGCUAG